Fraxinus pennsylvanica is the source of this 417-nucleotide messenger RNA. The record is from the annotation of a GenBank genome assembly. Lineage: Eukaryota; Viridiplantae; Streptophyta; Magnoliopsida; Lamiales; Oleaceae.
AUGAGGGUUAAGGUUGCUGAUUUUGGCACGUCUUGUCUCGAAACACAAUGCCGGGAAGCCAAAGGGAAUAUGGGGACUUACCGGUGGAUGGCACCAGAGAUGAUCGAGGAGAAACCUUAUACUCGAAAAGUUGACGUUUAUAGUUUUGGGAUCGCGCUAUGGGAGCUCACCACAGCUUUGCUUCCUUUUCUAGGAAUGACUCCUGUGCAAGCUGCUUUUGCUGUGGUCGAAAAGAAUGAGCGACCGCCAUUGGCAGCAAAUUGUCAACUUGCACUCGCACACCUUAUGAAGCGCUGUUGGGUAGCAAACCACUCUAAGCGUCCAGAUUUCAGUGACAUUGUCUCUGCUCUGGAAACGUACAACGAGUGUGUGACAGAGGGUCUCCCACAGUCCCACUUACUCUUCACUCAGAGUUAG